Diuraphis noxia (Russian wheat aphid) is the source of this 2167-nucleotide messenger RNA. RefSeq names its product satellite-binding protein 1 Dp1 (gene Dp1). Gene Ontology annotation, molecular function: mRNA binding. Lineage: Eukaryota; Metazoa; Arthropoda; Insecta; Hemiptera; Aphididae. The record is from RefSeq and is a predicted model, not a curated record.
ACUAUAGUUAUCAAAGGACCAGAAGAUGAUGUAGAUAGUGCUAUUACACAAAUUCAGACAAUGGUAGAUGAAGUUCACAAUUCAGUUAUUGAUCUCAAAGUGAAGCCAGAAUUUCACAAAUAUUUGAUUGGAAAAAAACGAGCUAAUGUUAAAAGAAUCCGAGAUUUAACRAAYACGAGAAUAAUAUUCCCACCUGAAACUGAUUCGGUUAAUGAAAAUAUAACUAUUGUUGGUAAAAAAGAAAAUGUAGACAAGGCAAAAUUAGAAUUUGAAGCUAUGAUAACUGAUAUCAGUAAUGUUAUUGAAGACCGUGUAGAAAUAAAUGAAAAAUAUCAUAAAAGUUUUGUGGCUAAACGUGGUGAAUUUUUACAUAAGUUGGAAGAAGAAUGUGGUGGUGUAAAAAUAUCAUUCCCCAAACCUGGAGGCGGAGAUAAAGUUGUACUUAAAGGUAGCAAAGCCAAUGUUGCUAUUGCUAAGCAAAGACUUUUAGAUCAUGCUAAAGUUUUGGAAAAUACAAUUCAAGUUGAAGUUAAUGUUGAUCCUAAGUAUCAUCGUCACUUUGUUGCAAGGCGUGGUGAAAUUAUUAAUAGAAUCAUUGAUGAUUGUAAUGGAGUAUCUAUAACAUUCCCUAAACUAGCAUCUAAUGAUGAUGUUGUUAUAAUCAAGGGCGACAAAACAAAUGCUGAAGAAGCUAAGCGUAAAAUUGAAGCGAUUGUUAAGGAUUUGGAAAAUAUUAUUGAAAUUACUAUGAGUGUUCCUCCCAAACAUCAUCGACAUUUUGUUGCUCGUCGAGCUGAAGUUAUUAAUCAAAUUAGUGCAGAAUAUAAUGGAGUUACUGUAACAUUCCCUCAAGUUAAUUCAAAUUCUAGUGAAGUUUUGAUUAAAGGUCACAAAGAUUUUGUUGAAAAAGUCAAAAAUAAAAUUAAUAAUAUAGUCACUGACUUGGAACAACGUAUUACUGUUGAAGUAAUCAUACCUCAAAGGAUGCAUAGAGUUUUAAUGAGAAACCGAGAUUUAUUGGAAGGUAUGAGACGAGAUUUAGAUGUUUGGAUUAAGUUUCCUGAAAGACCACCUGAAGAUCAGUAUAAUCGUGAGCAAGAGGAUGUUAAUGUUGUAGAAGAUACUGAUGAAAAUCGUGCUCCUAGUGUCAACGACAUAGUUACAAUCUUUGGUAAACCUGAAAAUUGUGAAAGUGCUAAACAAAUAUUAAUUGAUAAUAUACCAAAAACUAUUGACUUAAAUGUACCAUCAGAAUAUCAUAGAUCAUUGAUUGGUUCUAAGGGUGCCACAAUCCGGAAGCUUAGUGAUGAUUAUAACGUUCAGAUUAAAGUUCCAAACCAAGAGCAAAAUGCUGAUAUUAUAAAGAUUACUGGAGUUCAAAAAGAUAUUGAUGAAGUAGUUGCAGCCAUUAAAGAAGAAAUGAGGUUAUAUGAUGCUGAUAAAGAAGAUAGACAACUACGUUCAUAUGAAAUUCAGAUGACUAUUGAACCAGAAUUCCAUCCCAUGAUAAUUGGUAAAAAAGGAGACACUGUUCGUAACUUACGUAACAAAUAUGGUGUUCAAGUUAAUCUGCCUAGAAGAGGUGAAGGAAACAACGAAAACAUAGUGACAGUUGUUGGUUACCAAAAAAGUGCUGAAUCAGCAAGAGAUGAAAUUCAAGAAAUGGUUGAUAAACUUAAAAACGUUUACAAGGAAGAAAUUUACAUUGAUAGCAGAAUUCAUUCAAGAUUGAUUGGUUUUCGUGGACGUAAUAUUUCACAAAUUAUGGAUAAAUAUCAUGUUGAUAUAAGAUUUUCAAAAUCUGAUAGUUCUAAUCCAGAUUUGGUUGUUGUAUAUGCCCGAGAAGAUGCCACCCAGGAUGAUGUUUUGGAUUGUAUGGAUUAUUUAGAAAUGAUUCAACAAGACUAUUUGGAUGAUUUGGUAGAGAAUGAAGCAAGAGCAAGCUUGAAACCAAAAACUGAAAGCCAAUCUGUUCCCAAUGGAAAUCAUAACUCGCAAGGAGGUGCCGGAUUUGUUAUGGGUAAUGGUGCACCAUGGGAAAAAGCUCAUCCAGAUACAAAUAGUACCAGAGAUUUUCCAUCAUUUGCGGGUAUCGCAACGUCUGCUAAUAAUGCUGGGUCUGAUAAGACCAACCUUCCAAAUUGGGGAAGUGGGCGUCGUUAGUUAU